This is a messenger RNA of Myotis brandtii (Brandt's bat), 2363 nucleotides long. RefSeq names its product 6-phosphofructo-2-kinase/fructose-2,6-biphosphatase 1 (gene PFKFB1). The coding region runs from base 524 to 1810 and encodes 428 amino acids. Gene Ontology annotation, biological process: fructose metabolic process; fructose 2,6-bisphosphate metabolic process. The record is from RefSeq and is a predicted model, not a curated record. Gene Ontology annotation, molecular function: fructose-2,6-bisphosphate 2-phosphatase activity; ATP binding; 6-phosphofructo-2-kinase activity. Gene Ontology annotation, cellular component: cytosol; 6-phosphofructo-2-kinase/fructose-2,6-biphosphatase complex. The transcript has 15 exons. Lineage: Eukaryota; Metazoa; Chordata; Mammalia; Chiroptera; Vespertilionidae.
UAGCCCCAAGGAAAUGCAUACAGAUCUUGCCUGUCUCAGUUGCUGGUUUUAAUUUUCCCAUUCUGCAGUGGCUUGUUAAUAUUAGUUCUGACCUUUGGGGCAAGGUGAACACAUGGUUAGCUUGAAGAGAAAAGGCUCUGGGUGGCUCGGGAACUUCUUUGGCAACUACAACAGCUGAUAUUUCAACAGAGCGCACACACACCCCUCUUACCAAGGGUACUUCCCCAGCCUUCCCAGGGAACCAACGGAAAGCUCCAGGCUCCCUCUUUGACGCCACCCACUGGACCUGUUUGGGGGGUCUAAAUAGAAGAGGACUGCGUGUCGGAUAGUUACCAAUGGAAGAAAAAACCUCUAAGAGAACAGCUUUGCUUGUUUCACUGGGGGAGUAGGUACAUGGAGCUCCUAAUGAUGGAAGUGAAAGUCUCACAUUUGAUUUUUGUGCAUUGACCUUGUAUCCUGCAACCAUGCUGAAUUCACUUCCUAGUUCUAAGCAACCAUACCCCAGUUUACCAAUUCCCCCACAAUGGUGAUUAUGGUGGGUUUACCAGCUCGAGGAAAGACUUACAUCUCUACGAAGCUCACCCGAUAUCUGAACUGGAUAGGAACACCAACUAAAGUGUUUAAUUUAGGCCAGUAUCGACGAGAGGCAGUUAGCUACAAGAACUACGAAUUCUUUCUUCCAGACAACAUGGAGGCCCUACUUAUCAGGAAGCGGUGUGCUCUGGCAGCCCUGAAGGAUGUUCAUGAUUAUCUCAGCCGUGAGGAGGGCCAUGUUGCGGUUUUUGAUGCCACCAACACUACCAGAGAACGACGGUCACUGAUUUUGCAGUUUGCCAAGGAACAUGGUUACAAGGUGUUUUUCAUUGAGUCCAUCUGUAAUGACCCUGGUAUCAUUGCAGAAAACAUCAAGCAAGUGAAACUCGGCAGCCCUGAUUACAUAGACUGUGACCGAGAAAAGGUUCUGGAAGACUUUCUAAAAAGAAUUGAAUGCUAUGAGCUCAAUUACCAACCCCUGGAUGAUGAACUGGACAGCCACCUGUCCUACAUCAAGAUCUUCGACGUGGGCACACGCUACAUGGUGAACCGAGUGCAGGACCACAUCCAGAGCCGCACAGUAUACUAUCUUAUGAACAUCCACGUCACACCCCGCUCCAUCUACCUAUGCCGGCAUGGUGAGAGUGAACUCAACCUCAGAGGCCGCAUUGGAGGUGACUCUGGCCUCUCAGCUCGGGGCAAGCAGUAUGCUUAUGCCCUGGCCAACUUCAUUCAGUCCCAGGGCAUCAGCUCCCUGAAAGUGUGGACCAGCCACAUGAAGAGGACUAUCCAGACAGCUGAGGCCCUGGGCGUCCCCUAUGAGCAGUGGAAGGCCCUGAAUGAGAUUGAUGCGGGUGUCUGUGAGGAGAUGACCUAUGAAGAAAUCCAGGAACAUUACCCUGAGGAAUUUGCACUACGGGACCAAGAUAAAUAUCGCUACCGCUAUCCCAAGGGAGAGUCCUACGAGGAUCUGGUUCAGCGGCUGGAGCCGGUUAUAAUGGAGCUAGAACGGCAGGAAAAUGUACUGGUGAUCUGCCAUCAGGCUGUCAUGCGGUGCCUCCUGGCCUACUUCCUGGAUAAGAGCUCAGAUGAGCUGCCGUAUCUCAAGUGCCCUCUGCACACAGUGCUCAAACUCACACCUGUGGCUUAUGGAUGCAAAGUGGAGUCCAUCUACCUGAAUGUGGAGGCCGUAAACACACACCGAGAGAAGCCUGAGAAUGUGGACAUCACCCGAGAUCCUGAAGAAGCCCUGGACACGGUCCCUGCCCACUACUGAGCUCUCUCCAGGAAGUCAAACUACCUCUUUCCUGACUGUCUUCCACCUUUAGAAGCUUCUAUCCUUGCUCUUCUACACUUAGAAGACUUUGGAUUUGGUCUCACUGGGAGACCCUGCUUCCAAUGAAGAAGCCCUCGGCAGUUCCAAAACAGGUGUCGAUUUCUAGCUACAACCAAGGAGCUGCCUAGCUCUGGAUGAAACUUUUUCCUUAAUUUCCAUUCUCUGAUCAAUGAAAACUUCUCUUACUGCCUCUAAGAGGGGAGAGGUGGUCAUUGUGAGGCUUCUCCCACGGGAUCAUCUUAAGAUCCUGACCCCGCAAAGUGGUUCUGGUGCUGUGGGGAUAUGGAAUGGGUGAGAGCUUCCUGGAGGAAAGACUUCUGGGAGGAGAUAGGUCUCUGUUUCUGCCUAUGGGCUUAGUUCCUUGGUGAGCAGUGUUCCUGGGCCACGACACCAUCAUCCCUAUACUCAGAGAAGCUGUACUUGGACCACAGUGCUCCUGUCUUCUUCAACUCUUGCUGCCAUUCUGAGUGUUAUCACUGUCCAUGUAAAUAAU